UCGAACUUCACAUAAACCAUAACAGAAGCGCGGUCCGUUCAGGUCGGAUAUUCACUCAUGCAUUGUCAGUAUUAACUAUUUUAAUUUAUCGGCUCAAAGCUAACGCUAACAACAUUCAGACAUGGCCGGUUUACCACCCGGAGACCCACAGCUGGUCUCAAUGAUCGUCAGUCAUUUAAAAACACAGGGUCUCUUCGACCAGUUCAGGAGGGACUGCCUGGCAGACGUUGACACAAAGCCAGCUUACCUGAACCUGAAACAAAGAGUGGACAACUUUGUCUCUAAUCACCUCUCUAACCACACAUGGAGCCCUCAUUUGAACAAGAAUCAGCUGAGAAACAACAUCAGACAACUGGUCCUCCAAUCUGGCAUGCUGGAGCAGGGAGUGGACAGGAUCGUGGCCCAGGUCGUGGAUCCCAAAAUCAACCACAUCUUCAGGCCGCAGGUGGAGAGGGUGGUGCGUGAAUUUCUGUCACCUGGCAGCUGCUCUGAGGAGCCGCCGGCCCCCCCACCUUCAACAGAGACCAAACCAGACAGCAGCAUUCUUGAGCAAGCCUCAUCCUCUGCUCCAGUUACCACUUCAGCCAGCGACGCCAUGUCCAUCCUGGACACAAUAACCUCCCUCAACCAGGAGGCCAGCGUCAGGGCCAGCUCAGGCACAGAUAAAGGACGCAAAGGCCAAGCUUCAGAUGAGUCCAUGCAGCUGGUGGAGGAGGGAGAGCAGGACAUGAGCGGUGUUGAGGAGGGAGACGGCCACUAUGACGGGAAGACACUGGAAGAGGCAGAGGAGCUGGCAUCAGAGGUCCAGGCGUUAGAGGUGAAGACAGAGGACACUCAGGAACAGAUGGGUCUGGGAAAAGAGGGUUUGAUAGAGGAGGUGAAGAUGGAAGAGGAGGAGCUGGGAGCUCAGGAGCUGACAGAGGAGGAGAAAGAUAAAGCUGCCAGCAAGACAACUGGAAAACCCACAGAGGAGAGGGAGGAUGAUGAUCUGCUGAAAUCUACAAGUCAGGCCAAGCAGAAAGCCAGAGAGAGGAUAAAGGAAGAAUACUUUUUGGAGGACUCAGACCUAGAGGGCCUGAGCGACAUCACCGUGAGCUCUGUCCACACCAGCGACCUGUCAUCAUUCGAAGAAGAAAGUGAAGAUGAGGAGCCUCUGUCUGAGUCCUCUGAAGAGGGGGAGCUUCCAGCAGAUGAUGACAGUGAGAGAACAGAAAGGAAACAAGGCAGCGGAGACGCGGGAGAAGAAGAACGCAAGCCUCGCCGCAAGGCCUACGUUCACAAGCCCUUCCUCUACUCCCGUUACUACAGCGACUCGGACGAUGAAAUCACUGUGGAGGAGCGUCGGAGAUCUGCGGCAAAGGACAAAGAGGAAAGGCUGCUCAAGAGACAACAGAACAGAGAGCGAAUGGAAGAGAAGCGUAAACAGAAAGCAGUGCAGGCUGAAGAACUAGAUCGCAAAAAACAAAAGAGUAGCGACUCCGCUGGGCUGGAGGGCCCCAGAGCCAAAGAAGCUCGCAAAGAAAAGAAAGUUCUGGAGAAAAAGAUGGCUCUCAGCAGGAAGCGGAAGCUAGACUCAAGGAAAGAGGGAGAUGCUUCAAGCAAAAAGAAAGGAGAUACCGAAGGAUCCAAGAAAGUGGAGGUGAAAUCUACAACCUCCAGGACUCCCCAGCCGAAACUGAUACGAAAUCUGUCAGAAUCAGCAUCGUCUGAUGAGAGGCACAGGAGGAUGAGCGGCAGCGUCUCAGAAGACUCCAGUGAAGCCAAAAAGCUGUCUGACAAAAGCAGGACACACUCGUUCAUCCUGGAGCUGGAGCAAGGUUCCCAAGAGGCUCUCAAACAACGUUCGUUUGGUAAAUUUGACAGGUCGUCCCGUAAAGAAUUUCACUCUAAAGAACGCAAAGAGAAAGAGCGCAGCUUGUCGGACGAACGGGCCAAGCUCAAACAAAGGCAGGAGAAAAAAUCCGAACAUCAGGCAGAUGAAUCUCAGCAGAAGGAAGGUGCUGCUGUUAAAGCGUCCUCUGAAGACAAAGGUGAGAAGAAGCCUAAGAUUAAAAGUGAGAAGAAAAUGGCAGGAACGACAAGAGACGGAAAGCUGCCAGUGUCAGAGGGCGUGGCAGACGAGGGUCCUAAAGAUGCUGCUGUCAAGAAGGCGAAAGCUCCAUUUACAGAGACUGUCAAAGCAGAGAAGGACAAAAUCAGGGAAAAGGAGAAAGAAAAGGAUAAGAGCAAAGAAAAGGAAAAGGUCAAAGGAGAGAAAACUUCAGCUAAAAGUGAUUUCAAGCAGCUGCUUCGCCCCGAUUCUGCCGGCUCUUCUGAGGAUCGUUCUGACAUGGAGCCCGGGUCCGACAGCAGCAAGAAGAAAGAUAAACACUCCAAGGAGGGCCUGAAAAGGUCAAGGAGCCACACUGAGGACAGGCCAGGAGACAAACCCAAAUCUAAAACGGACAGUAAAGACAGCGAGAAGGAAAAGACUAAAGCAGAUCAAGACGGCCAGAAAUCAAACAAGUCCAGCACUGAAACUGACAAAGACCCAAAGAGGGUGAAGCCAACAGAAAAAGGAAGAAUUGUGGAAAAAUCUAAAUCAAAAUCCAAAGAGGAGUCAAGGACUUUAUUGUUAUCAAAGACCGAUAAUAAAGUUCAGAGUUCAGAGGUUAAAAGUACAGCAAGUGCACCGGUCAGCAAACCUGAGACAACAAAGGAGAAGAAAAAAGAGGUGAACUUAAAGGAGCAGCGGAAAGUCUCAGAGGAACCUCUCCAGGAGAAGUCAGACAUCAAGAGUGCAAAGAAAAAACUGGAGAAGAAAGACAGAGUCCCUGAGAAGAGAGAAGAUAGCCAAGAAGAGAAGAAAGCACCCAGAGAAGACAAACUGGAAAAGUCUGAUAAAUCCUCAAAGUCUUCAGUUUCCUCACUGAGUCUGGACGCAGAGGAGCCGCCGAAGAAGCGCUCUCUUCUCCAGGACACGAGCACCGACUCCGACCCCGUCACCACCACCGUCACCACCUCCUUCUCAGACGACACCUGCGACGCUUUGAGCGACAUCACCCCAGAGCCGCCCGAGGGCGAGACGGAGUCGCGGCUCAGCGAGAUGCCAGCUGUGCCGGCCGAGGCCGACGCUCUCCUGACUCUCAUGGACGUCUGUACGUCGGCCGAGGCGAGACUUCCACCUGAGAGCAGACGAGAGGAUGUGACGCCUGACAUGACUCUGCAAGAUGCUGAUAUGAAGAUGAAAGAAGCAGCUCUCGCUCUGCUCUCCAUGGAUCCUGACAGCACAGUGUCCUCCAGCUUAAUUUGCCAAGACACGAGGGAAGAAGCGGAAGUGAAUCAACCAAUGGAAACCGCUACGGCUGAACAAGAAGAGCAGCAUCCUCCGAUGGACGUGCUAACAGCUGCUGAACCUGAGCUCACAGCCCCCGAGCCGUCACCAGUUGCAUCUCAGCAAACUGUUGAAGUUGUUGUAGAAAAACCAAACACUGCAGAUGUGUCUGAAACUUCAGAGGCUGAAACGGAUGUGGCAGGGGUUGAAAUUCCUCAAUCUGUUGCUCCACAGGAGGAUGACACCACCUCAAAUGAAUGUCAGAAUCCUUUCAAUGAAGAUGAAGCCGAAGGUGCAGAAAUUGCUCCUGCAACACAGCCAGUUGCUGAUGCUGUUGUGUGUGAACAAGAAGAGGUCAGAGAAGCCCCUGAGGGAAGCACAGUCGCAGUUGUUUCUGCUGCCGCUGAACAAGCCACAGAAACGUCCAGUCAACAAGAGCAAACUGAGCCUGACGUCGCACACACAAACACAAACCCCAAGGCAGAGGAGGUGGUAGCUGAGGACAGCGAGUCCAGGAUGGAUGUAGAUAACAGUGAAGCCGAGAGUAAGAUGAUGGAGGAGGAAAAUGUGGCAGCAGAGAAGAGUGAUCCACAAACAGUGGAACACGGUGCUCUGGAGAAGACUGAAGAGAUCAGAGAAAGUGAAGCUGAGAGUCAGUCCAAACUGGUCAAACAAAUCAGUAAUGUCUCCAGCGCAGACAGCCAGGACGAGGAGAAGGGAUCCGACCUGUCAGAAAAGGAAGAAAAGACGGAGGGAAGAGGAAGACGUAAACGAAAGCUGUCCAGUCAGAAAGCGAAAGAAUCUGGUGAUGAGAGGGAUGAAAAGGAAUGUAAAGAGCAACAAUCUACUGAGGAAGCAGUUCAGGAGACGGUUGUGGAAGUCGGAACACCAUGCAAGGAUCAAUCAUCCAGAACCAGCGAGGAGGAAGAGAAGAACCAACCUCAAGAACCGGAGAACAUGGAGGAGACUCCGAGCCACGGGGGAAGACUCUCAGCAGCUGCAGCCAACGAAGCUGCUGCUGAUGCUCAGAAGAAGGAUGAGAAUGAAGACGAGGAGAGCGCCGAUGAAACCUCAUCAAGAAAACCAGCCGAGAGCGAAGAGAGAACUGAGGAAGAAAGUGGGCCAAAGAAAAUUGAACAGCAAGGAAUCCAAGUGAAUCCACCGUCUCCUCUUGCAGAAGACACUGCAGCUGCAGGAAGCUGCGACUCCAAAGAGACCACUGACCCCUGUAAACCAGCAGUGAAGAGGAAGAGGUCAGAGGAAAAAGAGGAAUCGGUGGAGGAAACCCAGGCUGAAGAGGAGGUAAAGACGGACAACAGUCAACAGGAAGAGAGCGAGCUACAACCAGAAAAAGACAGUGGUGGCUCCCCUUCAGUGAGUCAGGCAGAGGGUCAAGAGGAGGUCAAAGAGGAGAUCUGCAGCGAGAAGAAACCAGAGGAUGUUGAAGAGGAGGAACCUCAAGAGGAACUGGAGACGACACCAAAGAGACCCGGUCGGAGGGGACGGCCGCCGAAGGCAGCGGCAGCCACAGAGGAUCCAGAUAAAAAGGACAAAAAGGCAGAAGAAAAAGAAAGUGAGCAGAAUGAUGAAGAGGAGGAGGAGGACGAGGAGGAUGGUGAGAAAGAGGAGGAGGAAAAAGGAACUGCGACCAGAGCGACCACACGCUCCGCCUCUCGCCUGGAGGCUGAAAGGAACAAGCCAAGCAAACCAUCCACCCGGGCAAGUCGACAGAACGGUAAAGAGGAGACCGCAGCUGGCACACGUGGGACGAGGGGCCAGGCAGCGGCGGCGGCGAAGGGGGGCCGUAAACGGGAGGCCAGCCCCCCUGCGGCGCGAACGCGGGGAGGACAGAAAUCGGAGGAGCCCCCUUCCAAGAGAGCCAAACGCUAAAAUCUCUGACGGCGGUGGACUGGUUUGCCCCAGCAGUGUUUUCUCUGCUCUCCAUAUCCAAGUCAGUGUUGUUGUCGGGGGCUCUGCAGUCAGUUAGCACGUAAAGCUGCCUCUGCUUCAUUGACUGCAGAUAUUGAAAAGCUCUGGAUAGUAUUAUACACUCUCCUCUGAUAGCUGAGUGUAAACCUGAGGAUCUGUGCAGGAAUCCCCCCAGAAUACCUUCUACUGCACUACGCCCAUAUGGUUUGGAUCAGACUUCAUCAUUCCUCCGUUUAUUCAGUAAUGCCCAGUGAACCACAGUAUUUCAGGCCAAUCAAGGGCCUAAUGUGCAGCCGAGUCGCUUUGAGAUAAAGAGGGUGAAUUGAAAUUAGGCCAGAGUGCGUCUCAGCUCCUGUUUCACCUCGAAAGACAAAACCGUCACACAUUCAAAUGUUAUCUGCUGAUUUGUAAAUCCAAACACUUGUACAUAGAAAUCACUGUGAAGUGUGUGGCGUUCAUUAGGAAUUUUAUUGUUUAAUAUUCAUUCUGUGAAUGACAGGAGGAGUUUUCCACUUAUUUUAAGUUUUUGUUUUUCUACUUAAUAUUCAGAUAAGGGAGGUUUUGGGGUUUUUUUGUAGUUUUUGAUUGAAGUAAUGGCAGUAUUAGUCACAGACAGGAAAAUGAACAUACUCUAUAACAACAUAACAUAACAACCGUCGCUGCAAACAAAGAACCGUUUCUUACCGUCUAAAUGGAGGAACUCCAGUCAGUUGCAUUGUUUUAGCGUUAACUGUGUACCAAUAUAAUGCCGCUGGAAAUCUUGUCUUCCUGUAAAUGUAAAGUUCUGUUUCAUAAAUGUAAAAAUACUGAAUAUUGCUUCCCUUUUUCAUUGUAUAAAUCAAUGAAUUUUCAACCAAUGAAUUGUGUUAUUCACUGCAUAAAUCACUUCAGGUUCUUUUUAAACAGAUGUAGUUGAACAC
Molecule: messenger RNA, 6162 nt
Organism: Chelmon rostratus (copperband butterflyfish)
Lineage: Eukaryota; Metazoa; Chordata; Actinopteri; Chaetodontiformes; Chaetodontidae
Gene: bod1l1
Product: biorientation of chromosomes in cell division 1-like 1
Exons: 30
Coding region: 122-5203 (1693 amino acids)
Source: RefSeq, a predicted model, not a curated record